AUGCAGAGAAAACUCACCACGUACCGGAACCAUCAAGCGCAGUUGCUAUACCACCACAACAACCCACCGAUAGAAUGCAGCAGGCUCUUAAAUCUGCUAGAAAGCGGAAGAGACAAAAUUGAAACAUCUGCGCUUCAUCCAUGGUCGCAUCUUGAGACUAUGGUUUGUGAACCUGAAGCUCCUAUAGACACCCAACCUCAUGGUAUAUUAAUCACUGAGGAAACAACUGAUGCUAAUCCUGGUCAACCAAAGGAGGGGAGUUACAUCAUUGCAGGAUUAGAUGGUAAAAAUGACUAUCGUUACGUUUGCAGCUAG
Messenger RNA from Nezara viridula (southern green stink bug), 315 nucleotides. The record is from the annotation of a GenBank genome assembly. NCBI's taxonomy places the organism in Eukaryota, Metazoa, Arthropoda, Insecta, Hemiptera, Pentatomidae.